Puccinia triticina is the source of this 840-nucleotide messenger RNA. RefSeq lists its product as uncharacterized. NCBI's taxonomy places the organism in Eukaryota, Fungi, Basidiomycota, Pucciniomycetes, Pucciniales, Pucciniaceae. Bases 1 to 840 code for a protein of 279 amino acids. The record is from RefSeq and is a predicted model, not a curated record. The transcript is spliced from 3 exons.
AUGUCUAACCAAAAAGUUAACCCAACCAAACAAACAACAUCGAACGGCGGUACUCAAACAACAUCGAACGGCGGUACUCCAUCGACCACAAGCGCGAUAGCUAAAAACUCUGGAAUUGGCACUCCAAUGACCGCCGGAAUGACCGCCGGCGUGACUGUUACUCCAGAGGUUUGGGCACAAAUGCAAAGCCUCCUUGCUUUGUUUCCAAUUCAACAAGUCCAACCAAACACAAUCAACAGUUAUCCGGAAGCUCUUUUGAUAGGAUCUGCAGCUCCAACCGAUCUUGCGAUGGCUUCCGAUUCCACAUUGUUGAUACCAUCUUUGGACCAUUCUUUGUCAAACUCUGGCUUGGACAACAGUGGCUCUAAAGACAAAGAAGUCAAAUCAGAUUCCAACUGCGGCGAACAACUCUCCACCGAUUCCGAAGCCAAUCAAGCAGCCAAGGAAACCGUCUCUGAUUCCGAAGCUAAUCGAGCAGCCAAGGAAACCGUCUCCGAAAAUCGAGCAGCCAAGGAAACCGUCUCCGAAGCUAAUCAUUUCGGCGCCUGUCCUGACACUGAAGUCCUCAAACCUGUUACUCAAGUCCUUAACAAAACGCUCGAUUUUUUGAAAAAAAGUGACUUUGAUAAGUAUGAUUUCAAAGCCGGAGAAGCGGCCUCCGAAUCAGAAGCGGCCUCUGAAUCAGAAGCGGCCUCCGAAUCAGAAGCGGCCUCCAAAUCAGAGGAAUCUGCCGAUGAAAAAGUGGAGAGGAAGGCGAAAACCGUGCUUCUGAGAAUGAACGCAGCGGAUUGGCUAAUGAAUCCGGGCAAGAUGGUGGAGUUACUUCGUCUCCCAAAGUGA